Messenger RNA from Phalaenopsis equestris, 1461 nucleotides. RefSeq lists its product as uncharacterized. The coding region runs from base 123 to 1256 and encodes 377 amino acids. Gene Ontology annotation, cellular component: endomembrane system. The transcript has 11 exons. The record is from RefSeq and is a predicted model, not a curated record. Lineage: Eukaryota; Viridiplantae; Streptophyta; Magnoliopsida; Asparagales; Orchidaceae.
AUCAGCACGAGCUUACAACCUCCAAAGUUCCGCUCAGCCGAACUUCUGAGAUAGUAUUUUAACGUCGGUUGCUUGGAUUCGUGUUUAGCCUGUGGUUGUUGCUUCCCCCAAUCUCUUCCGACAUGGAUCUCCGCGUCUUGGUUAAGAUAGCUCUGCUGAUUUUUGCAGGGCUCAGUGCUUUGGGAGAUAGGGCGGAGAGCAGUAGUCGCUCGGUCACCAUUUUUGAUUCACCUUCCCACUCAUACGUCCGUCACCGGUCACCGGGAAUCACAGGCGAGACAAAUUCUAUGUUAUUGGAUGACAUUACUGCAUCUAUAUAUGUCUUACUUGGUUUGCCACCACCUUCACUUUCGGCUGAAUCAUCUUCUAAGUUAAAUGAAAUACUUCUCCCAAAUCCAUUUGAGAGGCCGGAUACUGUUUUUCUACUAGAAGUUGGAGGAAUCGAUGGUCUUAUUUUUUCUACCCAGAACUCUGAUUUCAAGGUGGGCAACAUCUUUAGCAGUAUGGUUUUUGAAUCCAAAAAAGCUAAAAUUUAUGUUCCAGGAGAGGAUGAUGUUUAUGUUUUUCAUGUCGAUGAAAAUGCAUGCGCUGAAGAUGAUUUUUCUUGUGUUGAUGAAGAGCUAGUCAAACUUGCAAAGUGGUUUGGAGGUUCAUAUGCAGGCAGCUUGAAGUCACAUGAUGGAAAGUUGACCAUUCCAUUGUCCACUGGUAGCUCUUUAGAUUUGAAUGUUGCAAAGGAAGCAGAUCGAAUGUUUGCAGCUAGUCUUGCAUCGCUUGUUGGAAAUACAAAGAGGACUGUAGUAAAUGAUUUUGCUCAAAACCGUAUAAAUUCUGCAGAGUUAUUCAUAGGGCAUUUUAGAGGACUUGAGGCUCUGAAAGUGGAAUAUGGUGAGGGGGAUAUUCUUAAACUUGGAGAACAAUUGGUGAAGGACUCCAUAAUGAAGUUAUUUAACACCUUGCAGGAAUUUUCUAGUGGAAGGAUUGCCUGUGUUGUGUUGUCUAACAAGGAUGCCAAUCCAAGUACCGAAAAUUUGUUGGAAGUUACACAGUUUCCUCAGUUGGCACGAUGGCUGGAUGAAACGAGCUUCAAUAAUGAUACAAGUGCAGAGUUCAAACGGGUGUUAUUAGUUAGACGGAGUUUAGCAUGGAUAACUGCCAUUAUUCUUCUUGUCUCGACUCUAAUUGGGAUAUACUUCUUAAUGAACAUGCAACUUACAAGGGAUACUCUACUCUACUCCAAUGUCAAGCUGGACUAAGAGCAUUAUGAGGUAUGAAAAGGAGUGGCCUUUCAAACAAUGAAAAACAAUUAUAAUUUUUUUUUUUUAUUAUAUGCUGUUUCGCCGUACAUUUUCCUGAUAAUAUUGUAAUGUCCAGUGUGAUUUCAUAUACUUGGCAGUCCUGUCUAUAUGAAUGUUCCAAGUUAUGGCAUUAAUAGUCGAUUAAAUUUUCUUUUGUUGAGCA